CUAGGCUCUAGGCAAAGCUAGAAGCGCCUCAACUCUUUUAGGUUUGGCUUCUGAAGUUCUCAUGUUUUUUUUGGUCUCAUGUCAUUGUGGAUGAAGUAAUCUUCGCACGAACGCACCAUUCACCGUGCCAGGAUUUGUGCGGUUUGGUGCAAUGUACUAAUGAGGACAUUUUGGACCUUUUGACCAUCUUUUAGGGACAGCAGUUUGGAACUACUUUCCAGGGCCAAAGGACCUAAGGCAGAAUGUGUCAGCAGGAAGACUGAAGUCACUAACAGGGAGACAACAAACAUCACUCUGUCUGCAUAAGAAGGACCACAACUUAACCCACUGAUUGUGUCUAUUCAGUGUGAAGAGAAAGAUAGCUCCAAAACACAGCUUUAAAAAAAAAAAAUCUGUCACCCACACAGCAUUUCGCUAACCUUGAUCAGUUCUAACAUUUUCCACCAAGGCCUGGGGUUUUAAGGACAUUUCCUCCACAGCAAAAUCUGUUGAGUUGGUGAAGGAAACAUCUGAGACACGGGGCAAGAAAAGAACAGUAAACGGUCAUCUCGUUCACUUGUUCACGCUUAAGCACCAAAUGCAGAAACAGUGCCUCAAAAAGCUGACCCAAGCUUGGCGAGUACAGCUAGGAAACCAAGUUUUGCUUCUCUACAGAUGCCAGGAAAAGGCCUGGCACUCACUGGUGGAUGACAGCUUCUAAAGAACAGGCAUAUGUGCCUACACUAUGCAGACUUUGGGACCAAGAUGAAGACUCAAGCAUCGGUGUGGGUGUGAGAGCGCACGCACAUACACAGACACACACCUCAUACAACAUUGCUGAGUCUUUUGCCUAGUCAUUGCUUACAGAAACUGUUUAACCUGGGACAAAUGGCUCAGAGUGAGUCUAGGCAAUUCCUGGUCUGGUUUCAUUGUGAGCUAAGAAUUAAUUCUUUAUUUUACAUCUUUUCAAAAGGUGCUGAGGGCCAGCCGCCAUCAGCUUGAGGGGGUGAAUCCGGCAAAUGACAUGAAGGUUCUUCACGGCAGAAUCACUGCAGGGAAGCUUCAAAGGACUCCAUCUGCAGAUGUUCUGAAAAUCUCUGAGUCUAGAAAUUGAUUAUUCAACCAGGAUACCUAACUCAAGAAACUCUGAAGACUGAGGCAUUUUGUCAGCUUCGCAACAUUGGACCAAGUACCAUGAAGUAUUCUUGCUGGGCUCUGCUGCUGACCCUGCUGGGCACAGAACUGCUGGGGAGCCUGGGUUCCACUGUGCGGUCCCAGAGGUUCCGAGGAAGGGUGCAGCAGGAGCGGAAGAACAUCCGGCCCAACAUUAUCCUUGUGCUCACGGAUGACCAGGACGUGGAACUGGGCUCCCUGCAAGUCAUGAACAAAACGAGAAAGAUCAUGGAGCAUGGCGGAGCCACCUUCACCAAUGCCUUUGUGACCACGCCCAUGUGCUGCCCAUCGAGGUCAUCCAUGCUCACCGGGAAGUACGUGCACAAUCACAACGUCUACACCAACAAUGAGAACUGCUCCUCCCCCUCGUGGCAGGCAAUGCAUGAGCCCCGGACCUUCGCUGUUUAUCUCAACAACACUGGCUACAGAACAGCCUUUUUUGGAAAAUACCUCAAUGAAUAUAAUGGCAGCUACAUCCCUCCUGGGUGGCGAGAGUGGCUUGGAUUAAUCAAGAAUUCUCGUUUCUAUAAUUACACUGUUUGUCGAAACGGCAUCAAAGAAAAGCACGGAUUUGAUUAUGCAAAGGAUUACUUCACAGACUUAAUCACUAACGAGAGCAUUAAUUACUUCAAAAUGUCUAAGAGAAUGUAUCCCCAUAGGCCCAUUAUGAUGGUGAUCAGCCACGCAGCGCCCCACGGCCCUGAAGACUCCGCCCCACAGUUUUCAAAACUGUACCCCAAUGCCUCCCAACACAUAACUCCAAGCUACAACUAUGCGCCGAACAUGGACAAACACUGGAUCAUGCAGUACACAGGGCCCAUGCUGCCCAUUCACAUGGAGUUCACUAACAUCCUUCAGCGCAAGCGACUGCAGACGCUGAUGUCGGUGGACGACUCCGUGGAGAGGCUGUACAACAUGCUUGUGGAGACAGGGGAACUGGACAACACUUACAUCAUCUACACUGCCGACCAUGGGUACCACAUUGGACAGUUUGGGCUGGUCAAGGGCAAAUCCAUGCCUUAUGACUUUGACAUCCGCGUGCCUUUUUUCAUUCGUGGCCCAAGCAUAGAACCGGGGUCGAUAGUCCCUCAGAUCGUUCUGAACAUCGAUCUAGCCCCUACCAUCCUGGAUAUCGCUGGGCUGGAUACUCCUCCUGAUGUGGAUGGCAAGUCCGUCCUCAAACUUCUAGACCCGGAAAAGCCAGGUAACAGGUUUCGAACAAACAAGAAGGCCAAAAUUUGGCGUGAUACAUUCCUAGUGGAAAGAGGGAAAUUUUUACGAAAGAAGGAGGAAUCCAGCAAGAAUGUCCAGCAGUCAAACCACUUGCCCAAAUAUGAGAGGGUCAAGGAACUGUGCCAGCAGGCCAGAUACCAGACAGCCUGUGAGCAGCCUGGGCAGAACUGGCAGUGUAUCGAGGACACCUCCGGCAAGCUCCGCAUCCACAAGUGCAAGGGACCCAGCGAGCUGCUCCCCGUCCGUCAGGGCGCGCGCAACCUCUACUCCCGUGGCCUGCAGGACCGAGACAAGGAAUGCCAUUGUAGGGAGUCCGGUUACCGGCCCAGCAGAAGCCAGAGAAAGAACCAAAGGCCCUUCCUGAGGAACCAGGGGACGCCAAAGUAUAAGCCCCGGUUUGUGCACACGCGGCAGACCCGGUCCCUGUCCGUCGAAUUCGAAGGAGAAAUAUACGACAUAAAUCUAGAAGAGGAAGAACUGCAAGUGCUACCACCGAGGAGCAUCGCCAAGCGCCAUGACGAGGGCCGCCAGGGGCUGGGAGGCCACCAGGCCACCGCAGCCGGUGACAGCAGGCGUGAGAUGCUGGCAGACAGCAGCAACGCUGUGGGGCCACCCGCCACCGUCCGAGUGACACACAAAUGCUUUAUUCUUCCAAAUGAUACAAUCCACUGUGAGAGAGAGCUGUACCAGUCAGCCAGAGCUUGGAAGGACCACAAGGCCUACAUCGAUAAAGAGAUUGAAGUUCUGCAAGAUAAAAUUAAGAAUUUAAGAGAAGUGAGAGGACACCUAAAGAAAAGGAAGCCGGAGGAGUGUAGCUGUGGGAAGCAGAGCUAUUACAACAAAGAGAAAGGCGUAAAACGGCAGGAGAAGCUGAAGAGCCAUCUUCACCCCUUCAAGGAGGCUGCUGCUCAGGAGGUGGACAGCAAGCUGCAGCUCUUCAAGGAGAACAGGAGGAGGAAGAAGGAGAGGAAGGAGAAGAGACGCCAGAGGAAGGGGGAGGAGUGCAGCCUGCCUGGCCUCACCUGCUUCACCCACGACAACAACCACUGGCAGACCGCACCGUUCUGGAACCUGGGAUCUUUCUGUGCGUGCACGAGUUCUAACAAUAACACCUACUGGUGUUUGCGCACCGUCAAUGAGACGCACAACUUUCUUUUUUGUGAGUUCGCCACCGGCUUUCUGGAAUAUUUUGACAUGAACACGGAUCCUUAUCAGCUCACAAAUACUGUGCACACAGUAGAACGGGGCAUUUUAAAUCAGCUACACAUACAGCUGAUGGAGCUCCGAAGCUGUCAAGGAUAUAAGCAGUGCAACCCAAGACCCAAGAGCCUUGACCUUGAGGACAGUUAUGGGAUGGAUGGGAAGGUUAGUCGGUCCAGUGUUGCUCCAGACACCGACUGGCAAGGCCUGGAGGAGUUGUCCGGUGUGAGCGACCGCAUGGAUGAGGACAGACAUAACCCUAGACUGAGUCUGGAGGAGUGGGCUAAUGACCUGACAGCUGUGCAUAGAGAGUUUGCGCUGCUGAGCAGGCACUCUGAGCGAAACAAAGCAAACGGGACUCCAGCUGCUCAGAGAGGUAGCUUCCCAGUCACCUCUGCUGAGCUCUUGGUGCCAGCAGGGAUGGCCUCUGCAGAGUCAGGCGAAGACCCGAGUCAUGUGGUUGGGGAAACACCUCCUUUGACCUUGCCAGCCAGCCUCCAAACCCUGCAUUUGAACAGACCAACACUAAGUCCAGAGAGAAAACUUGAAUGGAAUAACGACAUUCCAGAAGUGAAUCAUUUGAAUUCUGAACACUGGAGAAAGAGUAAAACUGAAGAACAGACAGGAUGGGAGGAGACCCAUCACCUUGAAGACAACAUCAGUGGCAAUGGGAUGACAGAGCUGGUGCUCCAGCCUACCAGCCAGCAGCAACGAAAAUAUCCCCAGGAUGUGGAGCCUGAAGAGGAUGCUUUUGAAGAUCAGUUGCAUCCUCUCGUUCAUUCUGACAGGACUUCCGUUCAUCAGGUGUCUGAUGUGCGCAGUGAGGAGCAGCCUCUUCAUUCCAGCCACACACAGAAAAUGGAGAAGAAUGGCCCAAAGGAGUGGGCACCAAAUCUAGAGGGCAGUGCCUCCUCUCCGCUCACCUCCGCUUAGAUCAAAGGUUGCUUAAGCAUGAUAUUUCUUCCUAUGUUUUGAUUAGCAAACUAGUGGUGGCAGUCGUAGGUUCCCAGCAUUCUGAGCAUCCCUGGGUACCUUGGCACAGUAGAAAUCACUGUGCACAAGCGCGGGUGCUGCUCCCGCAGUGACGGACUCAUUGUAAUUCACUAUUUCACCAAGAAGAUGGGGGAAGGGAGGGGGCAUUUCUGUUUUGUUGCUUUGGUUUUUUGUUUUUUUUUUUGGUACUAAAACAGUAUUAUCUUCUGAAUAUUGUAGAAACAUGCGUAUCUAAAGUCUAUCCAGUCAAAAUGGCUAGAAUUGUGCCUUUGUAAGUUUUAAAAGCUUGACGCCCUUGGUGGCUCUGUCAACACAUCUCCCUGCCUGCAUAACAAAGUUGGGAUUCAUUUCUAACCACUGGAAUUUUUCAGUAUCAUCAUCAAUGAUUUUGCACUUUGAGUUUGGAAUAUGUAUCUGCUUGGUUGAUAGUGUUAUUAUUAAAAGAAAAAAAAAGGCUUAUCAGAAUCACACUGUUUGUCCUAGGCGGGACAAAAGAAUAGCUCUCCAGUGAUGACACACAGUAUGGAUCCCAUAUUGUUUAAUGUAUGCUUUUUCCAGAAAACACUGCAUGUAUUUUACCUUGACGUGCUAAAAUCGAUUAGCAGAAAGGCAUGGCUCACAAUGUUGGUGGUAAAAAAAUAAAUAAUGAGUGAAAAGCAAUAAACAAAACAAAAAUUACCUGCUUUCUUUGUGCUUACUAAAUGCUAACACUGCUAAAAUUUUAUUACCUUCUUGAAAGAAAGAAAAGGACAAAGCCUAUUUUAUUUUAACCUUCAUCUUUUUUUCUUCUUCUUUUGGUUAAUAAGCUUAAGCAUUGAGAAAAUAUGUGUAGUUUGGGCUUUCUAUAAGACAAUUUUAAUAAACUAAAAUCACGAAUGCUGUAAAAUUUAAAUGUACCAGAAUGGAGAUUAACUUCAUAAACGUUGUAUUAUUUGAUUGUUUUUAAAACUAUCACCAAGCUCUGAUUUUUCUAAAAGACAUCGUUCAAAACUGCUUUUGAAAAUCUGUAUUCUUGAUAUAACCCUGUUUCUAUUGGACUUUUGGAGACCAGUUGAAGGAUUACCUCAUUGAGAACGUUCAGUGUCCUCUUCAGUUUCGCAAGAUCUUGUUGUUGUUGAUAUUGUUCUUUAGCUCAACAGUGGCUUUUCUUCCUAAUUUUAGGGAAUUCAAACAUAUAGAUAAGUUAUAUUUUUCUUUAAGUGUUUAAAGUGAACACUUUUCAAGAAAAUUCAAUGUGGUAUAGUUGAAUCCUCAGUAAUUUUAAGUCUUUAUCAUAGAGUCUGUACAUAUGUUAAACCUAACUAGCUCUUUAUCAGAUGUGGGUGCCAUCUUCUGAAUGACAGAAUAAACAUAUUUAUGGUCUAGAAUGAUGAACUUUGUAAAGAGAUUUCAAGGUAUUAGGAAGCAUACUGUGUUUUUUUUUUUUAAUCCUAUGUAAUACUCUGUGAUACUUUUAUAGAACAAUUCUGACUUCAGGAAAGUCUAGAAGCAACAUUUCUUGAAAUAAAAGGUGUUGAAACUUUU
Molecule: messenger RNA, 6102 nt
Organism: Meriones unguiculatus (Mongolian gerbil)
Lineage: Eukaryota; Metazoa; Chordata; Mammalia; Rodentia; Muridae
Gene: Sulf1
Product: sulfatase 1
Exons: 21
Coding region: 1174-4518 (1114 amino acids)
Cellular component (GO): plasma membrane; cell surface; endoplasmic reticulum
Molecular function (GO): calcium ion binding; glycosaminoglycan binding; N-acetylglucosamine-6-sulfatase activity
Source: RefSeq, a predicted model, not a curated record